CCUGAGCGCGCGCCGGGGGUGGUCGCGGGGCACGCGCCGGGCCGCCCCCUCCCCACGCGGGGCGCGCGUGCGCGGUUCCGCUGCGGCCCAAGGAGCCGCGAUGGAGCGCACUGUGACUGUUCGCCAGGCAAUAAAUGCAGGGGAUUCAAGCUUUGCCCCUGAGCCACAGGAAGAGUUAGAGGAGAAUCCUAGCCCAGUUGCGGAUGAGAAUAAUACAGUGUCAGCAAAAAAACAGGGGCCAAAUUUACAUAACUGGAGUGGUGACUGGAGCUUUUGGAUUUCAAGUGCCACCUAUAAAGACAGGAAUGAGGAAUACAAAAGACAGUUCACACACUUACCUGAUACAGAGAAGCUGAUAGCAGAUUAUGCUUGUGCUCUUCAGAGGGACAUUUUGCUUCAGGGACGUCUCUAUCUUUCAGAAAACUGGCUGUGUUUCUAUAGCAACAUCUUCAGAUGGGAAACUACAAUUUGUAUUGCAUUAAAGAACAUAACCUUCAUGACCAAGGAGAAAACUGCUCGACUCAUCCCAAAUGCUAUCCAGAUUGUUACAGAAAGUGAAAAGUUUUUCUUUACAUCUUUUGGUGCCAGAGACAGAAGUUACCUCAGUAUCUUUAGGUUGUGGCAGAAUGUACUAUUAGACAAGAGCUUGACCAGACAGGAAUUCUGGCAGCUGCUCCAGCAGAACUAUGGUAAUGAGCUAGGCUUAAAUGCUGAAGAGAUGGAAAACUUGUCUUUGUCAAUCGAGGAUACUGUGCAGCCAAGAAGUCCAGGAAGAAGCAGCUUGGAUGAUUGUGGGGCGAGAGAUGAAAAAUUUUCCAAGUCCAUCAGUUUUACACGAGAAUCAGUUAAUCGUGUUUCAGAGACAGAGUCAAUUGAUGGAAAUUCACCGAAAGGGGGGUUAGGGAAAGAGGAACCCCCAAGUGAGAAACAGAUCAAAAAGAGUCCUUUACUAACUUCAGAGAAGAGGUUAAGUAGAGUGCCAUCAAAAUCACUGGACUUGAAUAAAAAUGAAUAUCUUUCUCUGGACAAAAGCAGCACUUCAGAUUCUGUUGAUGAAGGAAGACCUACUCUGGCACCCAGUGGCCAGAUAGAAAAUAUGCCUGAGAAAGAUCUUCAUGGAAGACUUUAUAUCAACCGUGUUUUUCAUAUCAGUGCUGAGAGAAUGUUUGAAUUGCUCUUCACCAGUUCACGCUUCAUGCAGAGAUUUGCCGAUUCUAGAAAUAUAAUAGAUGUAGUGUCCACCCCUUGGAAAAUAGAACCUGGAGGUGAUCAACUGAGAACCAUGACCUACACUAUAAUCCUUAAUAAUCCACUUACUGGAAAGUGCACCACUGCCACUGAAAAGCAGACACUGUAUAAAGAAAGUCGGGAAGCACAAUUUUAUUUGGUAGAUUCAGAAGUACUGACACAUGAUGUUCCCUACCAUGAUUACUUCUAUACCCUGAACAGAUACCAUAUCAUUCGAUCCUCAAAACAGAAAUGCCGGCUGAGAGUUUCUACAGAUGUGAAGUACAGAAAACAACCAUGGGCCAUUAUCAAAUCUCUAAUUGAAAAGAAUUCCUGGACUUCAUUGGAGGACUAUUUCAGACAGCUUGAAUCAAACUUAUUAGUGGAAGAAUCUGUGUUAAAUCAGUCCGUUGAAGACGCUGGAAAACUUAGUGGCUUACGAAGGAGAAGGCGAACAUUCAACCGAACAGCAGAAACAGUUCCUAAACUUUCUUCUCAGCGCUCUUCUGGAGAUGUGGGCUUGGAUGCCAAAGGGGAUAUUUCAGGAAAGAAAAAGGAAAUGGAAAUCUGUAAUACUGCCCUUAUUGUGGUGAUGAGUAUUUUUUUGCUGUUGCUAGUUCUGUUGAAUGUGACGCUGUUUCUGAAGCUGUCAAGGAUAGAAUCUGCUGCUCAGUCCCUUUACCAUCUCCACCUCCAAGAAGAGAAAUCUCUGCAUUUAGCCUCUGGUAUGCUGUCAAGAGCAGAAAGUAUUGAGAAGAACAAAGACCAGGCCCAUCGUUUAAGAGGAGUGCUCCGAGACUCUAUCGUGAUGCUUGAACAGUUAAAGAGCUCACUUGUUAUGCUUCAGAGAACUUUUGAUCUACUAAAUAAAAACAAGACUGGCAUGACUGUCAAAAGCUAGUGAUCUCAAGGCCUGAAACUGUAGAGAUACUUGGAACUAAAAGAAAACGUCUUAAAGAAAACCAGAGGAUGAAGGAUUUUAAUUGUCACAGGAACAUUUCCAUAUUUUCUCAUUAUUGGUACUUUUAAUAUGAACAAUCUUUUUAAUAACAUUAAUGUGAUGACUAGUCUCUGAUGGCCUUAAUGAUCCAUUCUUUCACUUCUUAUACGUAAUUCUAAGCAGUGGAUUUCUCCAGUGGAAUUAUUCUCCAGUGGAUAUUUCAGGUGAAAUAUGUUGUGGACUUGAAUUUCUACAAUACAAAAGAAAAUGAGACACUCCAAACUGAGUAGUAUGGCCUUGUUUUUACAGUGAGAUUUGAAGUUUGAUGCUUUAUCUGUUAGCACAGAAUCAGUACGUGUUCGACAGGCUGCUUUCCCAGUUGAGAUACACUGAAGAUGCUAAAGAAAAUUUAAGAAUAAACCUCUGUAUCAUUAUGAAUUGUGAAGGACCAGGUUUCAGGCACGUAUUAUAACAUUUCUAAGUUUGUGUACUGUAAAUAUUACAGUGUCUUCAUUUUUUCUUUAGCAUGGGAAUUCAGUAGUCAGGUUCUGAAUCUGCAACUUGGUAAUUAUUACUUGAAAGGUUCUUCAGCCGUUGUAUCUUUUUGAAGAUAGAUGUUUGAGGAGUUAUGAGAGGUGAGAUUAUCUUGCCUCUUCAUGUAUCAAAUGGUGGAAGAGUAAAUUCUGGAAAAGGAGACAUGUAGGGUACCAGCACUCAAAAUGAAGAACCACGUGCUGAUUUUAAAAACGAGAGGAUUAUGUUAAAAUCUGGGCACUCAGUGGCCGAUCAAAGGAAUACUUGAACUAAGCGUGGCUUUAGCUUAGCUCUCUUUCAUGGUGGAAGCGAACCACCUGGUUGAAAAUAAUCUGUGGAUUACUUUUCAGGAGUCAUAUAUGUCUUCACUUACUCAUUCACGUGUGUAGCUUGUUUCAGUUGGGAAGUUAUAACCAGACACAAACUUUAGCUCUUCAAUAAAAACUUUUGGGGGCACUGUGUCCCAGUACUAGUGCACUGACUGAACUUCUAGGCCAGACAGAAGCUUUGGCUCUUUCACAACAAUUUUUUAGGCAUGUAUGUCUCAAUAUGAUGUCUUUGGAACAAGAGAAAGAUAGUGCCGAGUAAUUUGUAUAUAUUCUUACUGUUUGAACAAUUGCUUCCCUUUAGUUAUAUGUUUCUUUUUUCCCCCAGAGUCACCAAAGCCACAUGAGAUAGCUAAAGUCAUUUUUGAGAUGCCUGUAGAGAAUGAAAGUAUUAACUUCAUUACAGGGAAAAUGGAUUUCUCUGGGUGGUUCCCAACAAACCUACAUUGGGGUACCAGUGUACUUACCUGGGGUUUUUGAAAAAAGGAUUUAUGAAGUGUCUGGCUGUACGAGUCACCGGAUAUUAAACUUGAAGACUUGUUCUCUGUUAAAUUCACAAAAAUGAUCAGUGGCAAGCUGAAUGUUUUUGUGAUGUUAUUUAAAACUUGUACUUCAUAAACAUACCUCAAAGGAAAUUAACAAAGUUGCUUUAUAGAUUGACUGAACAUGUAUGCAUGCAGAAUUCAAUUAAUUGCAUUUCAGCCUGUUAAUGUAAAUUGAUACCAAUAAAACCCAAAAUGUCUGA
Molecule: messenger RNA, 3772 nt
Organism: Leopardus geoffroyi (Geoffroy's cat)
Lineage: Eukaryota; Metazoa; Chordata; Mammalia; Carnivora; Felidae
Gene: GRAMD1C
Product: GRAM domain containing 1C
Exons: 19
Coding region: 101-2128 (675 amino acids)
Biological process (GO): intracellular sterol transport
Cellular component (GO): endoplasmic reticulum-plasma membrane contact site; endoplasmic reticulum membrane; plasma membrane
Molecular function (GO): sterol transfer activity; sterol binding
Source: RefSeq, a predicted model, not a curated record